AUGUUGAUCUAUAAUCCAUUCAAGAAAGUAAAACGAAAUAACCGACAGGCAGCAACGGAUACACCAUUUAUUUGUUUUCGAGUAGUUACCAGAGGACUUUUUCCAAAGCUCGUUGCUGACGUCACUGAGAAAAAUCUUGAAAUAUGUAGAAAAGUUGGAAUAAAAAACUUCAAGUUUGAAAUAGUAACAGAUCAUUCGCUAAAUAUCCAGUCCUCUAAUUAUGUCAGGGAAGUGACUGUGCCACGUGAUUAUCACACACCAAAUGGCACGUUGUUUAAAGCGCGUGCACUGCAUUAUUGUCUGAAUCAAAAAAUCAAUAUAUUGUCACCUGACGAUUGGAUCGUUCAUCUGGAUGAAGAAACGCUUUUAUCGGAAAGUGCAUUACACGGAAUAGUUAAUUUUGUUUCGGUCCCAGAUUCGAACAUCGGGCAAGGGGUUAUAACAUAUGCUAGCAGUGGCGUGGAAAAUUGGUUAACAACCUUGCUUGAUGGAAUUAGAGUAGCUAUAGAUUAUGGAUUAUUUCGCCUUGCUUUACAAUUUUUCCAUAGACCAGUGUUUGGAUUUAAAGGUUCUUAUAUAGUUGUGAGAAUGGGAAUUGAAGAAAAAAUAGGAUUCGACUUUGGACCUAAAGAAAGCAUAGCAGAAGACCUUCGUUUUGCUCUGGCUGCAUGGCAUAGUGGAUACAGAUUUGACUUUGUUGAAGGUGUGAUGAAAGAAAGAAGUACAUUUUCAUUGGCGGAUUUUGUAAAACAAAGAAAACGUUGGUUUAUGGGACAUUUUCAUAUAGUAUGGGGAAACACACUGCCACUGUAUUGUAAAUGCGCUGUAAUGCCAAUGCAUAUAAGCAGUAUGCUUCUUUGGACUAACGUUCUAAAUUCUGUUCUUUCGUUAUGGCUACCCGUCCCUUUGUCAAAGUGGCAGCUUUUAAUAUAUGCUCUUCUCACAUUUCAUGUUUUCUUCUUACUUGCUUUUGGCAAUUUUAUGUCUCUGUGUCCAAGGAGGUAUUCUGUUUUAUUAAGGGUAAUUAUAGGUUUCCUCUCUCAGUUCCUUAUGCCUGUUCUGGGACUGGCGGAAGCAUACUCUACAAUAAAGGGAUUCCGCGAUAGGAACAAACUUACGUUUGAUAUUGUUCAAAAGGAAACAAAAGAUCAUCUAAAUCAGAAACAAGUGAACGGCCUUAUCACUGUUUAG
This is a messenger RNA of Mercenaria mercenaria, 1191 nucleotides long. RefSeq names its product beta-1,4-mannosyltransferase egh-like. The transcript has a single exon. Gene Ontology annotation, cellular component: cytoplasm. The coding region runs from base 1 to 1191 and encodes 396 amino acids. Gene Ontology annotation, molecular function: beta-1,4-mannosyltransferase activity. NCBI's taxonomy places the organism in Eukaryota, Metazoa, Mollusca, Bivalvia, Venerida, Veneridae. The record is from RefSeq and is a predicted model, not a curated record.